Molecule: messenger RNA, 860 nt
Organism: Carya illinoinensis
Lineage: Eukaryota; Viridiplantae; Streptophyta; Magnoliopsida; Fagales; Juglandaceae
Product: putative gamma-glutamylcyclotransferase At3g02910
Exons: 1
Coding region: 150-734 (194 amino acids)
Molecular function (GO): gamma-glutamylaminecyclotransferase activity
Source: RefSeq, a predicted model, not a curated record
CAAACUAACCGUAUCUCGAACCGAAUCUCAGGCUUUCCAAAGCCUGUUUCCCAUCCGCCACAAACAUACGUAAUCUCAUCUUCUUUCAUUCUCCGCUUUCUGUCCGCCAUUGCACCUCGAAGAUUCCCAUUCUUUCUUUACCAGUGAUCAUGGUUGCAGAAGAGAGGAUGCAGGACGAGCGCCGAAGCCUCAUAUUCACCUACGGGACGCUGAAGCGUGGGUUCUCCAACCACACUCUAAUGCAGGAGCUGAUGCGAACCGGAGACGCCGCCUUUAUCGGUACCGUCCGCACCACGGAAAAAUACCCGCUGGUAUGCGGGCCCUACCGGGUCCCCUUCCUCCUUGACAUCCCCGGCUGCGGCCAGCGCGUCCACGGCGAGCUCUACGCGGUUUCGAUUAAGGGAUUGGCGAGGAUGGACGAAUUGGAGGGCACCGGUCGCGGUCACUACGAGAGGCUCCCCAUUCUGUUAGAGUUAGAGCCCCGUGAUAACGCCGAUGGCCGGAUCAGUGGUGCUUUUAGCAUGCCGUGCGGCGCCGAGGGGAUGACGAGCGCCGAGGCGUACUACGGGCACAGGAACUACGCGAUGGAGCUGUGGAUGAAGAAUGGGAAGAAGGGAUUGAGCGCUUAUACGGAGAGGGAGACCAAGGGUUAUGUGAAGCGGAAGGAUAGGCCUCAGCACCUCACCUUUCUCGAUCACAUUCAACACUUUCUGUCUUCCUCUCCCUCCGAUUGAACAAUAACAGCAAGAAGAAAAUUAUGAAUUAUGGAUGUAGUUUAUUCUGCAAUCCUCGUUUUUCAAUUCUCGUGUUUGGUAGUGUAAUCAGAUGGUUUGAAAAAUUGGAAAUUAGUGUCUUUGGAA